Molecule: messenger RNA, 2160 nt
Organism: Perkinsus marinus ATCC 50983
Lineage: Eukaryota; Perkinsozoa; Perkinsida; Perkinsidae
Exons: 17
Coding region: 1-2160 (719 amino acids)
Biological process (GO): vacuolar protein processing
Molecular function (GO): cysteine-type endopeptidase activity
Source: RefSeq, a predicted model, not a curated record
AUGAUAGAACAACUCUUACGGCUGGCAGAUAUCAACUUUAAACUGCAGUUGCGCAUGACGCCGCAGACCACAGUGAAAUCCAUUGUAGAGCGAGUAUUGGCUCGAUGGCGCUCCCAUGUGGGGGAUGAGCACAGAAUUGUCACCCAGGGUUUGUGCUUGCACCUCCCCCCUACUGUGGACGAUGGGCAGUCCCUCCCAGCUGAGUGGAGCAUCCAUGACGUUGUACAGGCGUACCCUCGUUGUGUGGAUGGGGGGGUUACGUGGCUGGUGUUUGAUGGUGAAGAUGAUCGAGGCCCCCCAGAGGUGCCUGCUCCAAAACCCUCGUCACCGAUCGACACUACUGAGAGCUGCAUAAGAGGAAUUAUGGAGUCGACUUGUGAUUCUGCCGUCAUUGCAGCGGCACAGGCGGUAGAGAAUAUACCGGAUUUUGGAGGGAUUCCUGGUGUGGUUGGUUCGGUCGCUAGCGGCUCGACUGUGGCUGACUUCUCACCCAAGAGGAGGCAGCAGCGUCGGCCUGUGAAACGGGGAGCUCCUGAUGAUGGCGACUUCACAGCGGACUUGGUUGACGCGUCAAAGGAGUCAACACGGAGGGAGCAACAGAGUGGGAGGAAGAGAGCUCGGGUGGAGGUUGAGGAGGGUCGGCUAGGGCGGGAUGAGGAUGAAGUUGACUGCACUAUGGCGACUGCGUUACGGAUGUCACACACGACUCACAUGGCCUUGUUGGCCUUCCAAGAGAAGCAACAGGUCCUAGUCGCAGGCUCCACAGGCUACUACAAUUACCGUCAUCAGGCUGAUAUCUGCCACGCUCAUACGAUAUUGAGGAAACAUGGAAUACCCGAACGGAACAUCAUCCUCUUCUCAACGGAUGAUGUUGCUAAUUCGCCAGAGAACCCUCUCCCAGGAACACUCUUCAACCACCCCGAUAGUCGAGGCAAGGGCCACAAUGUCUACAAGGACUGUCUGGUGGACUAUCGUGGGGAUGACGUCACCGUGGAUAAUUUCGAAGCGGUCUUGACUGGGAACGCGUCGGGCGUUCCCAGGGGUCUCCCAGUUCUCAACAGUUCCGAGGAGGACUUUGUCUUCAUAAACUUCGUGGACCACGGCGAAAGCGGGGCUGUCAGCUUCCCCAACGAGAACCUUAAGCGAGAGAAGUUCCACCGAAUAUUGAAGCAUAUGAAGGAACAGAAGAUGUUCAAAAACAUGGUCAUCUACAUUGAAGCUUGUGAGAGUGGAAGUAUGUUCGAUGACGAUGAUGAUAUUCCAUCUGGAAUUUUCAUCGUAACAGCGGCCAACGCUACUGAGUCCAGCUGGGGGACCUACUGCCCUAGUGGGGUGGAUCCUGAUGUGGGAACAUGUCUGGGGGACCUGUUCUCGGUUAACUGGAUGGAGGAUUCAGAGCUUCCUCAAGUGGAAGGGGAAACUGUGGGAGAUCAAGUCGAUAAGAUAACGAGAUUGACAACACGGAGUCACGUCCAGAAGUAUGGUGAUCCGGAGGUGACCAAACGCCGCGUUACAGACUUCCAGGGCGCGACAGACGAUCAAGGCUGGCUUGACCUUCCUGUGAAAGUCGAUGUUGAAGAUUCAUUGGUGCUCUUGAAUAAACCUACCCCCGAGGCUAUUGCGACAGCGGCUGGUGUGUUGUCGGAGUUCCUGGGGCGACCUGUUGGUGUGUCUGCUCCCACAGCGACCUCGACAGAAGACGACGACGACGCACAGCUUCUAGCCCGGCGAGAGCGGCUCGCCCGUCAUAAAGCGACCAGCAGCGUGCCGGCCAGGAUAAUAGAAAUCAACAACGCGUUCGUGAAGGUGUAUCGAGAGUCCCAACAUACGGGAAAUUACGUAGCUGAAUUGAAGGCGGUGAACGACUUGAUCGCGGCAGCACAAGCUCGGGCUGAGCAGUUGAGGAAGCGCAUGGCACCUCUUAGAAGUGCUCAGAAGGAGGAUGAGGUCGUCAUUGAACAUCCCCUGGGAAUCCUCAAGACAAUGAUAGAUGACCAUUUCCAUUGCAAAUUCCCUGAGGCAUUCAUCUUCGAGUCGGCCUUUCCACCGGUGAUUCGAUCGGAGGUGGCUUUCGAUGAGCUCCUCAUUCCUCAAGACCAUCCCUCCCGAUCAAGAAGUGAUACGUUUUACAUCAGUGGUGAGGUAGAUGGUUUCACUUGA